AUGGACGAAAUCGCAGAUAUUUCAGGUUUCUGUUUUCCAAAUAUGACAAAGGGUUACGACCCACUGAGGGAAUUGGUCGAGUUUAUUGAAUCUGGCGAACCGCCUAUAUAUAUUGGAUUUGGUUCGAUCGUCUUGGAGAACUCUGAAAACAUGACUAAGUCCGUGUUGGGGGCAAUAUCUCAGGCCGGAGUAAGGGCGAUAAUCGCAACGAGUCCAGAGGGUCUAGAUGAGGGCAUGAUCAAGGAUGCUGGAGACGAUGUGUUCCUGUUGACGGCUGACACACCGCAUGAUUGGCUAUUUGAGCGGGUUAGUGCAGUAGUUCAUCAUGGCGGGACCGGUACUACGGCAAUUGGACUUAAAUGUGGGAAACCUACCGUCACCGUCCCGUUUUUUGGAGACCAGCCGUGGUGGGCCGCACAAAUAACGCGCCUCGGAGUUGGUCCGCCUCCCAUUCACCCGAACAGGUUGACCGCGGAGGUUCUUGCAAACGCGAUCCGUGUGGCAAUUUCCCCGGAAUCGCGCGAGGCAGCGAGAAAAAUCGGGGACACGAUUCGAGCUGAACAUGGGCCUAAGAAUGCGGUCGAGAGUAUUCACAGACACUUGCCGUUAUUGAAUAUGCGAUGCGACCUUGAUCCUAAUCGGGUCGCAGUUUGGUAUUCCCCUACGCAUAAAUUGAGGUUGAGUGCAUUUGCAGCCCAGGUUCUGGCAGAAGCGGGAGAACUCGAUAUCAACAAGCUCGAAUUGCAUCGAUCUCGGGAAUACGAUACUCAUAUUGGACCUAUCGACCCGGUAUCCGGUACUAUUCUUCCUGGUAUAAAGAUUCUGAAUGAUUUUGGAAGAGGUGUUGCCCAAUUGCCCAGUGAGCCUGGGAAAGGUGCUACCAAAAUGCUGAGCGCUUCUACCCUUGGGCUGCAAAACACGCUUCAAAGUGCUGCAGAAGGGAUGCAUAAUCUUCCAAAGGUUUACGGCGGGGAAGUUCGCAAGCAUAAGAAAGUGACUGGAAUUGGUUCUGGAUUCGCUCAGGGUGGGAAGGAGUUCGCACUAGGAUUAUACGACGGCUUUUCAGACUUUUUUAUGGAGCCUGUGAGGGGGUUUAAACGAGGGGGCGUGUUGGGUGCAAUUGGUGGAGUUGGAAUAGGAGCUCUUAACCUAACCACAAAACCGACUGCCGGUUUUAUGCACGCGGUAUCGAUGCCGAUCGAAGGGACGGUGAGGGAAGUCAAAUCACUUCUAAACAGACAAGUGGGGAAAGAUCGGAUUGUGACGAGGUAUGCUCAGGGUGUUUCGGCCGCCCGGGGCGCGAGCGAGGCGGAAAGAGAGAGAGUCGUGAGGGCCUUUAUCGAGCGUGUUAGUCGAGGCGACUCGGCGUCUACGGUGAAUAAGGAAGACAAGAAAGGAAAGGGAAAAGCAAAGAUAAUUUAA
Rhizoctonia solani is the source of this 1422-nucleotide messenger RNA. RefSeq names its product glycosyltransferase family 1 protein. The transcript is spliced from 12 exons. Gene Ontology annotation, molecular function: UDP-glycosyltransferase activity. NCBI's taxonomy places the organism in Eukaryota, Fungi, Basidiomycota, Agaricomycetes, Cantharellales, Ceratobasidiaceae. The record is from RefSeq and is a predicted model, not a curated record. The coding region runs from base 1 to 1422 and encodes 473 amino acids.